GGACAAGCUGGGGAGUCGGUCUGCACUUAGAGGUGUCACUUGGGAUCUGGAGAGCGAGCCCAUCCUACUGGAAAAGAGCUGCUCCAGCUCAUUGGCGGUAAAAAUGUACACGUUUAGUUUUGUUACUUCUAAAUAGAAGGUUCGGCCUUAAAGAUGCUCGAUGCAACAGGCCUUUGUUAAUUCUUACCUGUUUAAACAGUCUGGUUGCUCAGACCUCAUAUACUUACAUAAUUAGAUUCAGAAAGCAACCUAUAUACAGUAAAAAGGUCUUUUGUCAGUAGUUGCCCCGCAUGCUUUUGCUAUGAGGUCACUCAGUUAGCAAAGCAUAUAAUCGUUUAUCCUGGCUCCAUGUUUCCAAACCACACCCUGGCACUUUGGGGUGGAAAAGUAUGUGCAGUGCUGUGUUGUCUUGUCAAGCCCUUAAGCCCUUUCAAGUCUUGUCCCUUCCUGUUCCUGUGAUUUUGGAACCUCUCAGAUUGAAAAAACUUUUAAUUCAUCUGAAGUUCAAGAAACAGUAACUUGAAUGAGUUCUUCCCAGGACAGUUGGGCAUGCAGCACCAGAUUGGUGUGCAGCACAGGGAGCAAACUGAUCAUUUCCAGCAGAUCUGUAAGAAAGGACCAAGGGAUGGAAAGUGGACCAGGGAAUGUGCUCUUCAGUGCAAGGCAUGAACGGUGAACUUUGUGCCACUAUGGAGCACAGAGCCUAUCAAGGCUGAAUAUUACAUGGGACAGGUUUGUUUGUAGUCAUUGGUAUGGCGGGAGAACAAGAGAGAAGCAAGUGGCUGAAUCUCAAGAAAGCCAGUGAAAGUGAAGGUUCAAAAGGCUUGCGUUUAAGAUUCAACCAGAAGCCAGUGAUUACUUUACAGACCAUCUUUCAAUGCAUGUUUACAAACUGCUGGAGUCCCAUGAAUGCUGGAGUCCCAGACUGAGCAGCAGUCCUCUAACAGAGUUGUUUGAACCCUGUAAUUGAAAGAACUAUUCAACAUCCUACUGACAGCACAGCUUUCCUCACCCUCCAGCAGUAUUUCUGACCAGUAUGGACGAAAGGGGUGGGAAAACAAAGAACUUUUCUUCAGGUAGUCUGGUAACCCGAUCUGUAAGGUGACUCAGCCUCUUCGAACAACAGCUGUUUCGGGGACAUGCAGUGGUUAGCACACAGUGUUAAAGUCUGUGCUGCCUCUUCCUGGUUUCUGCCUGGUGAAUGAUCUGAACUGCGGCAUGAUCACAGCAUUUAAAUGGACUUCUCACACUCCCCCCCCAAAAAGAGAGACCAGAGAGAGCAGGCUAACACUGAGAGACAGUGCAAAGGAAUAGAGGCAUCAGGAAAGAGCCCACAAACCACUUGUGCAGAGCUGCUGCUAUCAAACUGAUGAAGACAGAAGCUCUUGAAAGAAAACUACAUGGAGAGUCCUAUGAGGGAAAGAAGUGAAGUUUUGUUUGCGUAUCAUAGCUCACUUCUCCUGCAAGCCCUGACAGUACUGUAAAACGUGAGAGAUCCUUAAGUGUACCAAUGGAAAAGACAGAUGACAUGCAUAGCUGCCAGGAUAAGCAUGAAGAGGAUAUCCCAGAGAGUUCCCCGUUUGACUUUGUUAUGAAACAGCUUCAAAGAAAAAGGUCAUCUCCUGGAAAAAGAAAAGAGCAGCCUUCAGCCAUGAAAAAAUUCUUCAGGGGCUUUGACUUUGGGAAAUCUGAAGGCAAGGACAGAAGGGAAAUUGAAGAAAGAAAUAAUUCUGGAGCUAAUGAUCAGAGUGAGAAGGAAGAUCUCUCUGCAGAAGAUGGAAUUUCACAUCUCAUUUCUGAAGCAGGGUCACCAUCUGAUGACCAGAUAUUUAACCAAUUCAUGCAGAAACUGGGGAAGAAACCCAACAGCAAGAAUCUGGAUCUAAAUAAUUGUGCAUUAAGUGCAGCAGAUGUAACAGAGCUGGCUUCUUUACUGCCCUUUCUCCCAGAGCUGGAAGAAAUCCGGCUGUCCUGGAAUGGUGGUGUUGGUGGGACUUUGAAAGCUCUCACUGUUCAUCUUCAUCAUGUAAACCUGUUAAAAGUCCUUCAACUUAACAACUGCAGACUAACAGCUGAGGAUGUCACCUCCUUAGGAGAGGCAUUUGAAAUUGUUUCUCAACUUGAAGAACUGGAUUUAUCAUGGAACAGUAACAUAGGUGGAAAACUAUCACUCCUGACAAAAAAAAUCCAGAAAGGAUGCAAGUUAAAACUUCUGAAAGACUGUAACCUAAUGACAAAAGAUGGAGAAUCCCUUGCUGAAAUUCUAAAUGUGAUCCCAAACCUUGAAGUAUUAGAUCUCUCUAUCAACAAACUCAUCAGCUGCAGGAUGAAGGUUAUUGCUCAGGCUCUGAAAAAUGUGCCAGGCUUGAAGGAGUUAAACUUGCACAUGUGUGGAUUAAAGCAAGACAGCCUCCAGGGUUUAGACUCUGCCUUACAGCACCUUGCAGACCUAAGGAAAUUAGACAUAUCAUGUAACAAAGAGAUUGGUGGUGGCUUUAAAGACUCAACAGCUCAUUUGGCCAGCUUGAAAAAUCUCGAAGUCCUUGAUCUCCACCAGUGCUGUGUAGCAGAAGAGGACAUGAUCAUUUUGUCCCAGGUGAUACCUUUACUCUCCAGUCUUCAAGAGCUGAAUUUAUCCUCAAAUAAAAAUGUAGGCGUCUCAUCAGGACCUCUUCUGGGCAGGCUCAGGUUUUUACCGAAGUUGAAGUCUGUGGCCAUCAGCAAUUGUGGUUUAGGUGAAGACUCGUUUUCAUCACUAGCUGAGGCUGCCCUUCACCUUCCUGAACUGGAGAUAUUAGACCUUUCCUGGAAUAAGUGCGUUGGUGGGAACCUAAAGCUGCUUUUGGGAGCACUAAAGCUUGCAAUGGAGAUUCAAGUGUUAAGACUGAGCAGCUGUAACUUGGUGGAUGAAGAUUUGGCACUUCUAACAUUGCUGACGCAGGAUGGUCACCUAGCCAGAUUACAGAAGCUGGAUUUGAGUUAUAAUAACAACGUAUCUGACGAAGGAUAGGUCAUAUUCUGUUGAGGCUUAACAGUAUUCAACGAACUCUCAGAGCUGGAUGUCAGUCUUCGCCCAUUGUCCUGCCGUGACUGUGGGAUGUGGUUCAGUGAGUUGUUAGCAGCACUGACAAAGCUACCUGCCUUGGCAGAGCUGGGGACGCAAAGAUGGGUCCUUUCAGAAUUACAACGGGAACAACUGGAAAGCUUUAAUCAAGACAACAAAAGAAACAUUCAUUUUAACUGUUGAUGGAGGUUGAAGGCUUCUGGAAGGCCUUUCACAAGCAGCACAUGAACCAAGUAUUAUGUGUCUCUGACUUAGCAGACAUCCCAGGUUUUAGUAAUCUCGUCUCAUAAGAACUACUGGAAUAGUUCCACAAUUACAAAAAACUCAUUUAACCUUCCGCAUGCACAGAUCAUUCCAUUUAAUAACAUACUCUCUCAGAUUCUCUGGGCCAUGCUCACACUACUAUAUAUGCUUAAUCUUUGUGUUGUGAAUACUGCAGUGACUACUGUCAAAUGAGCAACAAUGAUUUCAGAUGGACACACUGCAGGUUUGCCAAGAGCAGGAAGUGGCUGGGGUGUUUGCUAAUGCAGGUGGCUGGGCAGUGUGAAUGUGGCCUCAUUUAUGUAAGAAAAAUGUCUGGAAAUACUUGAAACCUCUAUGUUUUAAAUUUUAGUCUCUUCUCCCCCAAAACUUUUGCCUCUUUGUGAAUCUAUAAAAUUGUGAGAUUUGGACAGCAUCCCAACAAUUCAGGAUUAUGUAUUAGUCCAGUAAGGAAAAUACAUAAGGAGCUGAUCUUCCUCUGCUCAGCCCUUGAUGCCAUCUCAUAGUGUAGAUGAGUCCUGUGUACAGAAUCAACAUAAAAUCAAGUUGAUUGGUGUCUUUGCAGGUCUCAGGGACAAGGGAAAUGCUGUGGUAGGUUAAGUAAGAGAGAUGUCCUGCUACCUUAGCAAGGAAGUUUGUAUACAGAGCAAUCCAAAAGCAUUCUGGGUAAGGCUAUGCAAAGACUUCAGGAAACUUCAGAGAUGCUCCUUCUCAUCCUGAGCUGUUUCAGACUGCACUUUCUGUACAGACCCUUUUAUGACAUGCAGCACAAAAAAAAAAAAAAAAAAAACAAAA
This is a messenger RNA of Pezoporus occidentalis (night parrot), 4120 nucleotides long. RefSeq names its product leucine rich repeat containing 31 (gene LRRC31). Lineage: Eukaryota; Metazoa; Chordata; Aves; Psittaciformes; Psittacidae. Gene Ontology annotation, molecular function: protein binding. The record is from RefSeq and is a predicted model, not a curated record.